AUGUCUCAGCCUCCUCAAGGCAACCCUCUAGAAAUUUCUCAUCGCACGUGGCCAAAUUUCCAGAUUACCAUCAUCAGCAAAGAUGCGGCACCCUUUCCGUCGUUUCGAGCGAUACCAUCAAAGAAGGACACGCCGACAAAAUUUUGCUGUAAUAGCUCCCAGAAGCUGAAAUUCACCGCCGACGACACCAGCUUCGUCAAUGAUGGGAUCACACUUGCCUAUUAUAUGUCUCUGGCAGGCGAGGCGGCAGCAAAGAGCCCUCAUCCGGCGGCACGAUUGGCGAAAGUCAAGCUCCUUCCCAGCAAUGCUGAGAGCAAGCCGAAGGCGCCUAUCGAGCCCAACAAGGAACUGCCAGAUGGUGUCAAGAAUAUCCUUUUGCAGAUGGGUGAUAAAAAUGGCGCUCAGGUGGCGGACGUAGAGGAGCUGUCCAAGAAGCUGGGCAAGCUUGCUGCCACUUCGAUGAAUUUUGCUACAGUCGCUGGUUCGGAGAAAGCCAGUGACCCAGGGACUUGA
Aspergillus lentulus is the source of this 513-nucleotide messenger RNA. RefSeq lists its product as uncharacterized. Lineage: Eukaryota; Fungi; Ascomycota; Eurotiomycetes; Eurotiales; Aspergillaceae. The record is from RefSeq and is a predicted model, not a curated record.